AUGGAUGAAGCAACCUUGAUGAAGAAUGUAAUUUGUUUACCAACAUUGAGAGACAGCGAAGACAUUUUCACGUUUAAGCAGCCUAAAAAGAAAUUGGUUAAUAACAUUGUUCAACUUGAAUUCAUCAUUCCGCUAGUAAGCUGUAUAGCGUUACAAGAAUACUUAAUAAUAAAUAUCCCAACUCCAAAGAUGCUAAAUGCAGUGUUACCGAAAGAUGCUUUAAUAAUCAAGAUAAUCGUUGACGACAAAAAUAAACCACUGAGUAGUGAAGAAAUAUUGAGAACAAGAAACAGAAUUAUUCGACGCCAACAAGAAUUAUUAUUUUCUGAUGUAAUUGAAAAACUUGAACAAAAUAAAAGCUUACCAAAGAAAUGUUGGAUGACCCCGUUAAAUCCGUUUAUUGAUGAUCGCGAUAAUUUAUUGAGAAUUGGGGGUAGGCUUACAAAAGCAAAAUUCAUAUCGGAAAAUCAACGGCACCCAAUUAUAUUGCAAAAUUGUCAUAUUAUUGAAAUAAUUAUUCGAGAUAUUCAUUUAAAUUUUGGCCAUGCUGGCAAUCAAAUAUUAGCGGUUGAACGUCUUGUUACACUAUUACCGAACCGUCAGUCACAAGCAGAUAAUGAAAUAGAAAUGCAAUCCUUAUUACCACUGCCAGACGAUCAACAGAAGAAUGAUGAUGAAGAAAGCAAAGAUAAUGCUCCAAUAGCAACAAGAACACGAGCUUGCCUCUCGUCGACUUGUGCCAUGAAAGUGACACCGUUACCAGCAGGGAUUCAUGUUCGCAGUUUACGACCAGUGUUCUCGAUGAUUACUGAAAUGCCAUUUAUUGUUGUUACUCCAUUAAACGUUUCGUUUGACGAAGAAAUUGUGAGAGAGUCAAUUGAUACAUUAAGACGAACUUGUGCAGAAAUAGAACCCAAAGAAGAAUUAAAACAGUAUUGUCAGGAUGAGUUGAAGGAUAUUGAAGAAGAAGCAAGGAGUCGCCUUCAAUCAAUCGUUGACCAAUAUUCAUCAAAGAAGGAAAAGAGAGGUGUGUUUCAAAUGGUGGGACCAAUAGUUGCAAAAUCGCAGUGGGUGCGGAAGGCUUGGACAGCAGGGAAGUGGAUCGUUAAAUACUUAUGGGUCCUUACCAAGCGUAGUUAUUUAUGA
Clunio marinus is the source of this 1146-nucleotide messenger RNA. NCBI's taxonomy places the organism in Eukaryota, Metazoa, Arthropoda, Insecta, Diptera, Chironomidae. The record is from the annotation of a GenBank genome assembly.